GCCGCCAGCCGCGCGCGCUCCGCCCCUCCCACCGGAUGAGGAAGAGGCGUUAGGGAAAAUGGCGGCGGUGAGGCGGCUGUUUCUAACUACUCCCCAAACAAGCCUGGUUGCCAUCAGAUGUGCUUCUAAGAAAACUGGGGGCAGCUCAAAAAACCUAGGUGGCCGCAGCCCUGGGAAGCGCUACGGAUACAAAAAAGUAGAAGGUGCAUUUGUGCAUGCAGGCAACAUUUUAGCUACACAGCGGUUGAUACGCUGGCAUCCAGGGGCUCACGUGGGGAUGGGCCGUAACAAGACACUCUACGCCCUGGAGGAUGGGAUUGUGAGAUACACCAAAGAGGUCUAUAUACCCCUGCCCCGCAGCAGUGAGAGCAGGGAAGUGAUCUGUCAUCUACCCAAAGGGGCAAUUCUUUAUAAAACCUUUAUCAAUGUUAUCCCUACCACAGAAGUAGGAAGCUUUAAACUGGUCACCAUGCUCUGAGCCUCCUGUAUCACACAGGGUCAGAUGGGAAGGAGCGGCUGGGACAGACCACUACAGCUGGACUGGCAUCUGAGGUCAAGAAUAUUCUAGCUCUGAAGAUACCAGUUUAGGACUUUGUUUUCUUGCGCCUAAAGCACAUGUGGCCAGUGUUCGGGCACUGGAAUCACCUGCCAGUAUUUGUAAGAGUGUUUAAUAAAUGCUGUGGGGCCACUAAAGGUCUUGACUGUUCAUAGAAAGUGUUACUUAUGUUCCUGUAGUAUCUGGAGCCACCUUCCUCUGGAGAACCUGUUCUGUUGUGCCACUGGAUGAGUUCUCUCUACAAUCACUCUGAUGUCAGUACUUGUCCCACCAGUAAUUCCUUCUAUCUAUUUUUUACUCAUUUUUUAGACAUUGUUAUAUUUGUAUCUCAAUUCAAAAUACUGCAGAACAGAUCCUUUUCCACGUGGCACUGAACUCUGCAUCCCAGGCAGCUAGAUUUUUCCUUCUAUCAUGUAACUCACCUCUACCUGAAAGCGUUCCAUUUACUAGUCACGUGAGGCAAGUUCACAUUCGUAAAGCUAACUCAUGACUAAUGUUAGAGUGCUUCGUAAGAUGCACAAGUCUGGGGUGGUAUUUGAAGCUCCGUAGCUGGAGGUGUAUCAUAAAGCCAUAAUCCAGAAGACUUUU
Molecule: messenger RNA, 1144 nt
Organism: Haliaeetus leucocephalus (bald eagle)
Lineage: Eukaryota; Metazoa; Chordata; Aves; Accipitriformes; Accipitridae
Gene: MRPL27
Product: mitochondrial ribosomal protein L27
Exons: 4
Coding region: 59-478 (139 amino acids)
Biological process (GO): translation
Cellular component (GO): ribosome; mitochondrial large ribosomal subunit
Molecular function (GO): structural constituent of ribosome
Source: RefSeq, a predicted model, not a curated record